Molecule: messenger RNA, 339 nt
Organism: Penicillium subrubescens
Lineage: Eukaryota; Fungi; Ascomycota; Eurotiomycetes; Eurotiales; Aspergillaceae
Product: galactose mutarotase-like protein
Exons: 1
Coding region: 1-339 (112 amino acids)
Biological process (GO): carbohydrate metabolic process
Molecular function (GO): catalytic activity; carbohydrate binding
Source: RefSeq, a predicted model, not a curated record
AUGGCCUCGUCGUCAACAGCUGAUGGUGAUCAGUUCAAGGAGUACACCAUUAGUGCCAACAACAUUACUGCAAAAUUCAUUCCUAAUGGUGCACGCCUGAUGUCUUUGCUUGUACCUGAUCGAUCCGGCAACUUGCAAGAUGUUGUUUUUGGCUAUGACAAUCUCAAGGGCUGCCGUGGUGAUAAGCCCCAAGCCAAGACGUCGGGCUCAGAUUUGAAAAACUUCCAUGAUAGAGAUAUCUCCAAGUUUGCACGUUCUGGCCAAGCCAGUCCCUGGAAUGGGCUGUUAGUAUAUCUAUUCAUUUGGAAAGGGGUGACAAGGCCAUACAGCACGGAUUGA